Messenger RNA from Neolamprologus brichardi, 3245 nucleotides. RefSeq lists its product as uncharacterized. Gene Ontology annotation, cellular component: nucleus. Gene Ontology annotation, biological process: regulation of transcription by RNA polymerase II. The record is from RefSeq and is a predicted model, not a curated record. NCBI's taxonomy places the organism in Eukaryota, Metazoa, Chordata, Actinopteri, Cichliformes, Cichlidae. Gene Ontology annotation, molecular function: DNA-binding transcription factor activity, RNA polymerase II-specific.
GAGUCUGUGACACAUUCACGCAUCAGGUCCGGACAGACAUGCAAACAUCGCAUUCUGUGUUCGGAAGUCGAUUCCGCGCAGGCCUGGUUCGUCUGAAAGGAGCCCACAGUUUGUUUUAAAGAAGAGGAUAGCCGCUGACAGCAUGGACGAAGUGGAUUAUCUGCAGCAGUACGCCGCUGACAGCCUGCCGUUUGAAGAAAAACCAGAGAUCAAACCGCUCGGACUCCAUCAGCUGCAGGAUGCUGAUAUUAACCGAGCCGAUGAUAUUCAGCAACUUGUGGUGAUCAAAGAAGAGGCUCCAUGGGACCAGCAUUACUCGGAACACCUCCACAUAAAGACGGAGCAGGAGGAACUGUGGGCCAGUCAGGAGGGAGAGCACCUUAACGGGUUCGAGGAGACUGAAAUCACCGGGUUUCCAUUCAAUAUUCUAGUAAAGAGUGAAGAUGAUGAAGAGAAACCUCAUUUUUCACAGCUUCAUAAAAGCCAAACUAAAGACUGCACGGCGGCUGAGCCUCCAAGCAGCAGCUUGACUAAAUGGAUUAAGAUAGAAACUUACGGAGAGGACGGUAGAUCACUAGAACUAGCCAGGAAACCUGAUCCCAGUACUCAUUUACAAACAAAUAUUGUUAAAGGGGCUUCUGACUCUUCAGAGACGGAGGUCAGUGAUGAGGAUUGGCAGGGCCCGUUGUCAGAUUCUGGACCUGAAACUGAAGACAGUGAAAAUGGAAAGCUCGAGUCGGGCAUUCCUAGUGAGGCGGGACAUAACACUCCGAAAAAAAACUUUAGCUGCUCUGCGUGCGGUAAACAUUUUGUCUACAAGCAGUCUCUUAAGAGGCACAUCAGACGUAAUUCAGAAAAUGGUUCUUCUGGCUGUUUGGAUAACAUGAAAUGUUUUAAACGGAAGCAAAGCAUAGACUCGCACAUCAAAAUUUACACGGGAGAGAAACCGUUUGGCUGUGGGUUCUGUGGCAAAAGAGUUAAGUACCUGUACAAUCUUAAAUCGCACAUGAGGGUCCACACGGGAGAAAAGUUAUUUGGCUGUGACAUUUGUGGAAAAAGGUUUACGCAUCACCAGAACCUGAAGACGCAUGUGACAAUCCAUUCAGGGGAGAAACCGUUUGUGUGCGAUAUUUGUGGCAAAAGAGCAAGGCAUCAGAAUAAUCUAAAGAUACACAUGAUAGCCCACACAGGAGAAAAACCGUUUGGGUGCGACGACUGCGGUAAAAGAUUUAAACGGAAGACUCAUCUGACGACGCACAUGACCGUCCACACGGCAGAAAAGCCAUUCGGCUGCGACGUGUGCGGCAAAAGAUUUAACCGCAAAUCCCACCUUAGGACGCACAUGAUCGUUCACACGGGGGAGAAACCGUACGGUUGCGAUGUUUGCGGCAAGAAAUUUAACCGAAAAACGCACCUGGAGUCUCACAUCACGGUUCACACAGGAGAGAAACCGUUUGGUUGCGCCAUUUGUGAUCAAGGAUUUACCCAGCAGGGAAGUUUAAAUCGACAUAUGAGAUUUCACUUGGGGUAGAAACGCAGUCACAGAGUUUGGUCUGAAAGGGUCAAAGUGUCGCGGAAAGCCACAGCAGAGGCUCUGAGAAUUAUUGCUCUCUUCAUCUGUGUCUACAAUUUUAGAGACUAUCUUUUUGUUUUUGUAAUUAAUCUUUGUUGGGAUUCUUGACCUUUUAUGUUACAAGUUAAGAAUUGUGGCAGCACAGAAAGAAGCUCCUGGAUUUGAACCCACUUGUGUGGAUGCCCUUCGGCUUCCUCAGGGUACCCCAGCUUUGUGCCACAGUCAGAGGACAUGCUUGUUAGAUAAAUGGGUAACUCUAAAUUUGCCUUAACUGUGAAUGAGUGUCUCUGGUUGUCUGGACAGGCCCUGUGGCCCUCUGUGAGAGCUGUUAGGGCUCCAGCCCCACAACCCUGCACUGGAUUGGCAAGAGCAGUUAAAGUGAUCGGCUGUAAUGACAUCAUUUAUGGAUUCAGUCGUCUCCUGCGUUGGAUGAGGCUCUGGUCUCUUUAUCGUCCUGCAGUGCUUUUUUUUUUGUUUGUUUGUUUGUUUGUUUUGUAGGUGUCCCAAAACUAUUUACUGGCCAUUCUUGGCCCCUGCUUCAUGAAACACGACUUUAAAUAAAACUUUAAAAACCUGUGGCUCACAGUGUCCUGGAGCCUGCAGAAGACUCUCUUUUGAGCUGAUGCAAGACUUCAGUGUGGAGCAUUAACAAGUAAUCUGUUGUUGUGGAUGGAAUGUCUCUUCCUGCCAUAUGAUGGCAUUUGUCUCAGCCAAACAAACGUUGUCUACGCUGGGAGAAUUUGGAUUAUUGUUAACUCUGAGGUGCCUCCGAUUUUGUUUGCUUUCUCUGAGCAUUUGGAGCGAGAAAUGACGACUGAAGUCAGACUCAUCGAGCGGAUGGUUUACAAGGCGCAGCGCUCCACCAGCUGGAAAGCUUAAGGCAGUCAACAAAGUUUGACCACAAAAUUAAUUCUGUUUUGUACGUUUGUCUCCAGCUGUCACAGCUGCACUGAUUCAGCACUUGUAUCUCCUAAUCCAGCCGUUAUUUUUCAUUUAUUCAUCAUUAUUUAUAAUUAUUAAUCUUUAUUUUUUUAUUAUUUUGAUUAACCUAAUGAUCAUUGGAGAAAAAUGUUUCCCUCUGUGCCAUUUUGUUUGAGAUAAUUGACUGAAUUUGGGAGAACACACUGCAGUGCUUUGAUUCAUGGAUUAUAAUCCUGAAAAUUUCAAUAAUUUCCUAAAUGAUGAUCAAAAAUAAAUGUAACAUUUUGGCUGAAGAUGAUGAAUUGAAAAAUAUUAAUUUAAUAUUUUGUAUUUAUUGGAUUCCUUAAUUGAAUUUAGGUGAAAGUUACCUAAUUAGUAUUUGAAAUUAUUUUUAGGGGAAAAUUUACACUUAAAAAAAAAAGAGAUAAUGAAGGAUUUUUUUUUUUUUAAAUCAAUUUUGAGUUGAACCAACAUGUAGCGUCAUUAGCAGCUUUGCACUUUAAGUUUUUUCCACAUUGAUUUCAGCCCCGAGCUUUGAGUUUUGACUUGACCACCACAUUGGUUUGUCCAGCAGAUGGCAACAGUGUGACAAAAAAAGAGAUGCAAGGCUGGCACUCUGUUUGCUGUUGUAUACUUGUGUUGUUCAUGCAUCUUUAGUUAUUAAUCAAGUCAAGACAAUAGCUUGUUUAUUAUACAUUUGAAAGAAUGACAGUGUUACAUUAAAGUGUGUAAAUCAAAAUAAACCCUUUUC